AUGGCGCUACCACUGCUUCAGUGCGGACAGUAUGAGCCUGACAGUUCCACAACCAACUGCUGGCGACUAAAAGCGGACUCACAAGUCAUUGUCCCGGAAAACGUCACCACUGCCGUGUCGUCGUCUCUCAUGAAGUUUGCCUACCUUUAUGCUAACGUGCAUGGCUACAUUAGCAUAUGCGUCUGCGCGUUUGGCAUCGUCACGAACUUCUUCAACGUCACUGUUCUCACGCGGAGGAAUAUGCGGACGCCCACGAACUACAUUCUCUCCUGGCUUGCCGUAUCUGACAUCAUCACCAUGAUGUCUUACGUUCCCUUUGCCGUACACUUUUAUUGUUUUUAUCCUCCUGGACAAAUUUCAGUGGAGAAAAACAAUCUAUUCUGGAUGACAGUUAUGCUGGUUCACGUGAAUUUAUCAGCGACUACUCACACGACGUCGAUAUGGUUGUGUGUGGCGUUGGCCAUCUUCAGAUAUCUACACAUACGAAAUCCCACCAAAGGCCAAGCAACCAGGCUGCGACGUCUCGCUCAGACCAAACUCAUCGUUCUGAUCAUUUACGCCGCGUCCGUCUUAGUUCUUAUUCCCAAUUAUAUGUCGAAUGUUCUUGAGAGGAUAUACGUCAACGCCAAUCAAACAGACCAAGUCGUGUACGUGUUCAAGGACACAGAGCUUGGCAGUGGAGAAACCGACGCAAUGUACCUUGUGAACGCAUGGCUGUACUCCGUGAUCGCCAAAAUCAUCCCUUGUAUUCUGAUGUCCAUCUUUGGCGCGCUUCUCAUAUACCAUAUCCAAUUCAAGAACAGACGAAGAAGGGAGCGUUUGGUCAUAUCGGGAGCCAGCAGUCUUCGCCUUACGGAACAUUCCAGAACCACCAAGAUGCUUCUGGCAGUCAUAGUUUUGUUCUUGAUCACGGAAUUUCCACAAGGAGUGCUCGUCAUUUUAAGUGCAGUGAUUCCGCAUUUUUUCGAGACGAUUUACCUGCCCUUGGGUGAUGCCAUGGACAUUGUGGCGUUGAUCAACAAUUCCGUCAACUUUGUUCUGUACUGCACAAUGAGUGCACAAUUUCGGCAGACAUUUCUCAAGCUCUACUGCAGCUUUCCGAAAAAGGAUCAGGCCGUGGCGGUACAUAUGCCCCUUCAACAAAAGCCCGAUAGUAACAGUCCGAAUAGCCCUCAGUCCUAAUGACAGAGUUUUGCUGUAAACACUGUCAGUGAAGUCAUUUAAAGGUUGAUUCGUUCUGUGAAUCGUGUUGCACGGAUAUAGGUGAAAUUCUUCCCAGCGAAUUUUCAGUUCGAACAUGAAAUCUAACUAUUUGGAAGUAGUGAUUCCAACUUAGUAAAGUUCUAGACUUUUUUAAUUUUUUUCCUUUUUUGAAAUCAGCACAACUAGAAUAUACCAUAUAAUACACAUUUACCAAUGCUUUUGAGUUAUUUGUUGUUGAUAUA
Liolophura sinensis is the source of this 1445-nucleotide messenger RNA. Its product is annotated as G-protein coupled receptor dmsr-1-like. Gene Ontology annotation, cellular component: plasma membrane. Gene Ontology annotation, biological process: G protein-coupled receptor signaling pathway. The coding region runs from base 1 to 1182 and encodes 393 amino acids. NCBI's taxonomy places the organism in Eukaryota, Metazoa, Mollusca, Polyplacophora, Chitonida, Chitonidae. The record is from RefSeq and is a predicted model, not a curated record. The transcript has 2 exons. Gene Ontology annotation, molecular function: G protein-coupled peptide receptor activity.